AGUUCUGACGAUGCAGUUUUUAGUCUACGUGGAAUUAACAACGCUAGCUCUUUGAUGUCAUCAAGAUGACGUCAUCAUGGCACGCAACGUAAAUAUAAAACACUAGCAUCCGGUCAUSUUAGCCCAGGCAGUCAAAGAUUAUCGAGUUUUAAAAAUACACCAUGGAUGUAGUGUUAACAGCUAUUGCUGUAUUCAUUGUCCUAGCUCUAAUAUACUGGUUUGGAGUUAAAGAUUAUGCAGUGUUGUCCGAUGUACCCAUUAAUGGCCCAAAACCAUGGCCGUACCUUGGAAACCUUCCUGAUGUCAUCCGAGAUGGCGGCAUGCACAAGACGUUGUGGAAGUACUUCAAGCGCUUUGGCCGAGUCCACAAGUUYUACGUUGGACGAAGACCUGGUUUAGUUGUCACUGAUCCCGAAAUGAUCAAGAUAAUCACUGUGAAAGAGUUUGAUAAGUUUCGCAAUCGACCUGAGUUCCUCAAACUCAAUCCUCCGUUGUCUUUUGCUGUUGGAUUUGCACARAAUGACWCCUGGAAGCGRAUUCGCACUAUUAUAACACCAACAUUUAGUGGAGCAAAGCUUAAGCAGGUCCUUCCUAUAAUACAAGCUUGUACGGACGAACUGGAGAAGAAAAUGGAGCGGUUUUCKCGAUCUGGGGAGACUGUGAAUAUCACUCGCAUGUUUUCUCUCUACGCCCUUGAUGUCAUCAUGAAAUCAGCCUUUGGAUACGACAUCGAUGUACAAAACCAACCAAACGAUGAUUUUCUCACAGCUGUCCGAGCAGCUCUGAAUGUCCCUCUGUGGAAACGAGCUUUUACAAUGUUUCCUUUUUCUAACUAUAUCAGUAAAGUUUUCAACAUUCAAAUUCUAUCAGGCACCGAAUACUUCAUCGCGAUUGCUCGAAAAAUGAUUUCUAGCAGGCAGCAAGARGGAUCUGUAGCUAGACGUGACUUUCUUCAGUUAAUGCUGGAAGCACACGAAGAACAAGUGGAUGGUAAACCAAAAUUAAGCGAUGAGGAACUAGCAGCACAAUGCCUGGUUUUUCUCCUUGCUGGAUAUGAAACCUCUGCGACAACUUUGACAAGUACUGCAUACUUUUUAGCAACUUAUCCUGAAAUCCAAGAAGGACUUCUUCAAGAKCUUGACAAAGCCAGAGAAAACAGCAACCAUUCAUCUGUGUAUGAUCUGGCACACCACAUCGAAUACCUGGAUAAAGUUAUCUGCGAAGUGCUUCGCCUAUGCACCCCUGGGUUCAAUCUCAUCAGGACCUGCAACGAAGACGUAGUCAUCAAAGGAGUACGUUUUCGCAAGGGCGUUGACGUCAAUAUUCCAAAUUAUUGCCUACAUCGUGAUCCCGAGGCCUGGGAACGACCUGAUGACUUCUACCCAGAGCACUUUUCGGCUGAAGCGAAGGGAAAGCGCAGUCCAUAUUCGUACAUGCCAUUUGGAAAUGGUCCUCGGCAAUGCAUCGGCAUGAGAUUUGCCCUUACCGAGGUGAAAAGCACUCUUUUAAUGGUGUUGAAGAAGUACAAGUUUGAAAGGUGCCCUCAAACCGCUGACCUCGAACACAGGUCCUCGGUGUUGAUGUUGCCAAAGAAUGACGUCGUUCUCAAAAUAACAAGACGUUGAUUGUUGUUGAUUAAACGAAAAGUGCGCAAGAGGUCAAGCCUUUGACAACCCUCCUUUUUAUUCAGGAGAGUAACGUAGAAACUGCUGUAUUUUAAAAUCAUUUAAAAUAAGCGGAGUUGCAUSGUGUACUUAUAUUGCAAUAUUUUAUAACAAAAUGGCGGACGUGUGCAUUUGUAUUAAAUACUUAGCUAACUCUGUCAAUUAAGGGACUGCAAUAAUUACCAGGAGGGGGGGUCG
Exaiptasia diaphana is the source of this 1862-nucleotide messenger RNA. RefSeq names its product cytochrome P450 3A41. The transcript is spliced from 2 exons. The record is from RefSeq and is a predicted model, not a curated record. Gene Ontology annotation, molecular function: iron ion binding; steroid hydroxylase activity; heme binding. The coding region runs from base 162 to 1625 and encodes 487 amino acids. Lineage: Eukaryota; Metazoa; Cnidaria; Anthozoa; Actiniaria; Aiptasiidae.